UCGAUGUUCAGAUUAUUCGAAAAAUUCGACGAGUGUGGUUUGCUUAAAGUGGGGAGUUAGUGUUCGGGUUUAUAAUAAUUAAUAUCUAUUUACCCCUGAUGGAAAUAAAACCAAAUUAAUUAUAGUGGAAACGGAGAGAAUUUAAUUAAUAAAAUACAUUAUCUAAAAGUCUUCCAAAUUAUUUAUUUCUUACCUAACAAAGUCUUGAAGAGAAGGUAAGAAUUAUUCAAUAUGACAGCACACCGCUACCAUCUGCCCGCCACCAUGCGGUUGGUAGCCAUGCUCCUCGUCACCACAAUCGUUUGCAGCAACAUUUUAAACGUUCAAGCACAACUCGCCGGUAAACUUAUACAGGAUCCAUGUGUGAAUAAGGCCUCCUGUCAUGAAUGUAUACAAACACAAAAUUGCGCCUGGUGCAUGCAACCUGAUCUGGGCGAUUCGCCACGUUGCUUUAAAAAUAGUAUACAAAAUUAUUGUAAAGAGGAAUAUACAUGGAGUCCUCAAACAGAACAAAAGUUCACCAUAAAUCGCGAAUUAACACGUGGUGGUGAGGCAAGCGCUGCAGCCGGUGGUUACGGCUAUGGCGGUACCUAUGAGGCUGGCUCAUCGUAUAGCAGUAGCUCAUCUUCGUCAAGUUCAUCGUAUGCUGGUGCUUAUGGCAGUGCUGCUGCAGCUGGUGCUGCCGCUUCUAGCGGUGAAAUUGUACAAAUCAGUCCACAACGUGUCAGUCUUAAGUUGCGCAUCAAUCAAUUACACUCACUUAGCAUGCGUUAUUCGCAAGCUGUGGAUUAUCCCGUCGAUUUAUACUACUUGAUGGACUUGUCCAAAUCUAUGGAGGACGAUAAGGAUAAAUUGUCUGCGCUGGGCGAUAAAUUGUCAGAGACUAUGCGUAACAUUACGUCGAAUUUCCGUUUGGGUUUCGGUUCAUUUGUCGAUAAGGUGCUAAUGCCAUACGUUUCAACUAUACCCAAAAAACUCGAAAGGCCCUGCGAUGGUUGUGAGGCACCGUACGGUUACCGCAAUCACAUGCCUCUGAGUACAAAUACCUCAACGUUCACUUCCGAAGUGAGUCGCGCUGCUGUUUCUGGUAAUUUGGAUGCACCGGAGGGUGGUUUCGAUGCGAUUAUGCAAGCGAUUGUUUGUCGUCAGCAAAUCGGUUGGCGCGAGAAAGCGCGUCGUCUUUUGGUAUUCUCAACAGAUGCUGGUUUCCAUUAUGCUGGCGAUGGCAAGCUUGGCGGCGUGAUUGCACCGAACGAUGGUGAAUGUCAUUUGAGCGACCAAGGACUUUAUACACACUCUAUCAUCCAAGACUAUCCCAGCAUCUCACAAAUCAAUCACAAAGUAAAGCAAAAUUCGAUUAACGUCAUUUUCGCUGUCACCGCCAAUCAGCAUUCGGUGUAUGAAAAGCUGGCACAACAUAUUGAGGGUUCCUCGAGCGCGGUGCUGUCGGAAGAUUCAUCGAACGUUGUCGAUUUGGUGCGCUCUGAGUAUAGCAAAAUCUCGUCUUCCAUCGAAAUGAAAGACAAUGCUACCAGUAAUAUAAAGGUUACUUAUCACUCUUCAUGCUUGAAUGGUGGCGCCGAGAUACCAACCGCCAAGUGCGACGGCUUGAAAGUUGGUGAUGUUGUACAAUUCACCGCACAAAUUUUGGUCACCUCCUGUCCCACAGAUCCACGUGAAUGGAAUCAGGUCAUACAAAUAUAUCCUGUGGGUAUUAAUGAAAGUUUGAUUAUUGAUUUGGAAAUGCUUUGCUCCUGUCCAUGUGAGCGACCAGGUGCCAUUGGGUAUGAGAAGCACUCGCCGAAGUGUAAUGAUCACGGUACACUUAUGUGUGGCAUUUGCGAGUGUGAUGAUAUGCAUUUCGGUCAUAAUUGUGAGUGCUCCACCAGUGAUGUGCACACAGGCAGUGAUAAAGAUUUGGUUUGCCGACCGGAUAAUACAACGCAAGUGGAUUGUAAUAAUCGCGGUACAUGCCUGUGUGGCGUCUGUGAGUGUGAGAAGCGUCAAAAUCCAGAGGAAAUCAUUUCCGGCAAAUUCUGUGAAUGCGAUAACUUCUCGUGUGAACGUCAUAAGAAUUUGCUUUGCUCUGGGCCCGAUCAUGGCACUUGCGAGUGUAAUCACUGUGUGUGCAAGGCGGGCUGGACGGGCUCGGCAUGCGAUUGUCGCGCCUCAAACGACACCUGUAUGCCACCGAAUAGCGGUGAAAUCUGUUCGGGUCAAGGCGAAUGCGAAUGUGGUGUAUGCAAAUGUAAAUCCACCAGCGAAGGUCGCUACUCUGGCAAGUAUUGUGAGAAAUGCCCUACAUGCUCGGGUCGUUGUCAAGAGUUCAGUAAUUGUGUGCAAUGUCAAAUGUACAAGACUGGUCCGCUGAAAGAUGAAAAUGAUUGUGCCACAAAUUGCACCUUCGUACCCAUAGGCGAGGAGAAAAUUGUUAUUGAUGAAGAGAAAGAUGAACAGCUUUGCAUAUUCUAUGAUGAAGAUGACUGUAAAUUUACAUUCAAAUAUAGUGAAGUGAACCAUAAAGUCGAAGUUCACGCACAGCAGGAGCGUGAAUGUCCACCAAAGGUGUUUAUGUUGGGCAUUGUAUUGGGUGUGAUCGCCGCUAUUGUUUUGGUGGGUUUGGCUAUAUUGCUUUUGUGGAAGUUGCUGACAACCAUACACGAUCGCAGGGAAUUUGCACGCUUCGAGAAGGAGCGCAUGAACGCCAAGUGGGACACGGGCGAGAAUCCCAUCUACAAGCAAGCAACUUCAACUUUCAAAAAUCCUAUGUACGCCGGCAAAUAAAAUUUGAAGCAACUAUAAUACAGAUAAAAAAAACUGCUUGGGCAAUGUUGUAUUGUUUUGGUUACGAAUUUCUCUCUAAUUGCCAUAUUAACAAAAAGAAAAAAAACUGAAUUUUAUGUCGGAAGUUGCGUGUAUUUGCUAGGAGUAAAAAAUACAUAUUCUAAAAUUAGAACCACACCACUUUAUUUAUAUCACAUACAAACAUGCAUAUGUGUACUAGCAUCAGCUACUUAUUGUACUGUUAAUAUAAUGCAAUAAUUGAACUGACAUUUAAUUAAAUUAACGAAAAUAUUGCUUAAGUUAUAGGGUACAUAAUUGCAACACCUUUUGUUGAGUAUUACACAUAAGAGCAUAACUGUUGUGUGCUUCCGUUAGUGUAUAUAUGGAAGAUACAUAUAUAUUUUUUAAAAUAAUAUACUGCCAUUAACAUACAUUUUUACAAACAAAGCAGACAAAACAAUUAUAAACAUAUAUACUAUACAGAAUUUAAGCGAGUAUGAAGCAGAUAAUUAAUUUGAGAAGUAAUGUAUGUGCCUUUUGAAAUAUAAAAACAGUUUACAUUAAAAAAUAUAUAUUUAUACAUUUGUACUCACCACCAGUAGAACAGAUGAAACUGACAUUCAGCUAUAAUUACACCACCAAAAAUAUAUACAAAUUCUAAUGGCAUAUACUUUUCACAACAUAUUGUAGUAACAAAUUAAGCACUCGGCAAGUAAGUGAGUAGAGAGUUUGUUGUAGAAAAAAAGAAAAUUUGGAUAACACUGCAUUGCCUAUUUGCCUUUAAAUAGACGUUGAAUUUGUAUAAACGAAGAUCCAAUUUUUUUGUAACUCUUAACGAAGCACAAAACGAAUAUUGAAAUAUAUAUCCAUAUAUAUAUAAUAUAUAUAUUUUUUUUGUAAUGAGAAUUUAUACUGCAAACGUGCCUAUUAAACAUUCAUUUUGUACUAAAAGUCAAUAAAAGAAAACAUAAUAGGGGGAAAAACUCCUUUCGAGACAGUUAAGAA
Messenger RNA from Ceratitis capitata (Mediterranean fruit fly), 3789 nucleotides. Its product is annotated as integrin beta-PS. Gene Ontology annotation, molecular function: integrin binding. Gene Ontology annotation, cellular component: cell surface; integrin complex; focal adhesion. Gene Ontology annotation, biological process: cell-matrix adhesion; cell adhesion mediated by integrin; cell migration. The transcript is spliced from 9 exons. Lineage: Eukaryota; Metazoa; Arthropoda; Insecta; Diptera; Tephritidae. The record is from RefSeq and is a predicted model, not a curated record. The coding region runs from base 232 to 2784 and encodes 850 amino acids.